This is a messenger RNA of Argentina anserina (silverweed cinquefoil), 1509 nucleotides long. RefSeq lists its product as uncharacterized. Gene Ontology annotation, biological process: cell fate determination. The record is from RefSeq and is a predicted model, not a curated record. The coding region runs from base 369 to 803 and encodes 144 amino acids. The transcript has 2 exons. NCBI's taxonomy places the organism in Eukaryota, Viridiplantae, Streptophyta, Magnoliopsida, Rosales, Rosaceae.
GUGUGAUUGGAGACAGUAGAGGGAGCACAUGUGGUUUGGUCUCGUCAGACUGGGAAGUAGACAUGUCUACAAGUAUGUACUACUUUGCAGCACAGAAAACUCGGGCAUUGCAGAUUACCAGUGGAAUUGUUGCAUGUCAGUCUUUCUUUGGGAUUUCUGACACUCCAUGUGAAAAUACUUGUUUGGUGGGGGGAUGUCCUUCCCCCUCCCUCCUUCUUCUUCUUCUUCUUCUUCUUCCUAAACCAUGCAUGUGACUCUCUCUCUCUCUCUCUCUCUCUCUCUCUCUCUCUCUCUCUCUCUCUACAGCCACACAUAGAGCUUGAAGCUUACUCAACCCUAUCCACUCCUUUUCUAUAUAAACCACUUUCAUGCUGCAGAAACUUGAAAAAAACUUCUUCCAUCUCCUCAUUUUAACCAGAAUGCAAGGCCAAACAGCUUACAAGCUUCUUCUCUGGACAUCUCUUACUUCUGCUUCUCUUCUCUGCCAUGGAUGGGGAGAAAAAUGUACUACAAAUGAUCAUGCUCCAACAGUGCAACAGUCUCAAAUAGCGGUUGGAAGGUCUCCAACAUUCAUGGUGGAAGUGCAGAACAACUGCCCAAUGUGCCCAGUUAUCAACCUUCACUUGAAGUGCGGUAGCUUUCCUCAAGCUCUGGUGAAUCCCAGGCUACUCAAGGUUUUAAGCAACAAUGACUGCGUGGUGAAUAGCGGUUUACCAUUGGCACCUCUGCAAAAAAUUUCCUUCAAUUACUCUCACCAACUGUAUCCGAUGUCUCCUAAAAUCUGGUAUUUCCAAUGUGAGUGAGACGAGUGAUAAAAGCACUAAUCGGUAGCACCUCAUUGUCCUUUGCUUUAUAUUUUAUUGAUCAGCUAAUGUGAUUGAGUAGCCACUAGUGUAAGGUUAAGGUUAAGAUUCCAUUGACCAUUGGAGUUAAUGUAAGAGUAUUUUUGGCUAGUGUAUUCAUUCCAUGAAAUUCCAGUUCUGCACAUCAAAUAAUCUUUAUAGAAAAACACCAAGAACAAAGCUCAAAUUCAUACAACUUUCCCGAGGGAUAGAGAUCACAAACAAUAGAUUAUAACCAAAAAUAAAAAGAGCAUCACUGGGACCAACUGUAGAAUUGAUAAACAAGUAGUUGAGCAAACAAAUACUAGAUCCACCUUUCAAAUAGCUUUUGAAGAAGGUUCUAAUGAUGGAAGUUGUUCAAUAUGCUUUAACAAUGACAACAAUUCUUCACCUCAUACACAGAAAAUUGACUACUUGAUGGAGCAUCACAACACAAAAAUGGUUGAAAAUGACAAAGCAACAAAGAUGUGUUGAAACUUUUUAAGUGUACUGGAAGGCAAAGUUUACAUUCUCAGAUGAACAAAGCACCAAUCGAGACUGCCAGACAACAGAUGAACAGAUAUAACUAGAAAAUGCACAAUGAAACUGCAGGGCAGAGGAACCAAGUGCACAUACCAACCUAGUUUAGAAUGCUGGUUUAGUGUUUUUAUUUUAUCUUUAACUACCU